This is a messenger RNA of Quercus robur (English oak), 552 nucleotides long. RefSeq lists its product as uncharacterized. The coding region runs from base 1 to 552 and encodes 183 amino acids. NCBI's taxonomy places the organism in Eukaryota, Viridiplantae, Streptophyta, Magnoliopsida, Fagales, Fagaceae. Gene Ontology annotation, molecular function: catalytic activity. The record is from RefSeq and is a predicted model, not a curated record. The transcript has a single exon.
AUGAAUAUUAUUGUUUGGAACUGUAGGGGUGCUUUGAAGCCCUCCUUUCAAAAUCAUGUUAGAGAUUUGGAGCAAAAUCAUGACCCUGCAAUUCUAGUGGUGAUGGAGACUCGGGUUGGAGGGGAGAGAGCAAGGGCGAUUACUGAAAAUCUCCCUUUUGAUGGAGCGGUUCACUCAGACACUAUCGGAUACUCUGGUGGAUUGUGGGUUCUUUGGAAGUCAGAGAAGGUAGAGGUCUCUUCCUUAGCUAGCACAGAGCAAGAGAUUCACAUAACGGUGAAGGUACGUCCCUCAAAUUUUACUUGGUUAUUUACUGCUGUAUAUGCCAGCCCUAGGAGUGCUGAAAGGCACAUAUUAUGGAAUAACCUCAUUAAAGUCGCAGACCUCCAUAACAUGCCUUGGGUGAUAGCAGGGGAUUUUAAUGAACCUCUUAUAGGGGAUGAUAAGUUUGGGGGGAGAGCUGUGAAUGUUAGUCGGUCCUUGUUGUUUAAAGAAUGUCUUGAUUAUUGUAAUAUGAUUGAUAUUGGGUUCUCGGGUCCUCGGUUCACUUAG